Molecule: messenger RNA, 807 nt
Organism: Vollenhovia emeryi
Lineage: Eukaryota; Metazoa; Arthropoda; Insecta; Hymenoptera; Formicidae
Exons: 2
Coding region: 102-719 (205 amino acids)
Biological process (GO): detection of chemical stimulus involved in sensory perception of smell; sensory perception of smell
Cellular component (GO): plasma membrane
Molecular function (GO): olfactory receptor activity; odorant binding
Source: RefSeq, a predicted model, not a curated record
CAGCAUUUGUACUUUUGUUGUUAUCACGCGAGGCACACGUCAACUUUCUAUGCGUAGACGUGACCAUCUAGUUUUUCCAGACCGGCAGUUUUGAAGAAGCGAUGAAACGCGCAACUACCAUUAGCCGUCCCGUCGAAAUCGGUCUCCGUUUUAUUGGCAUGUGGCCGGACUCGGCCUACCCGAAUGUCUAUUGGUCUAUGUACAUGACGAUGAUUGUGAUAUUGCAAUAUUUUCAAUAUUCGUACAUUGUUGUGCAUUUUAACAUGAGUAAUCUUAUACCUUUAGCUGAUUGUUUGGGUAUCACCCUGGCGAAUAGUCUCGGCUUUUUUAAGCUAUUUUCAUUACGGUGGAAUCGGAGGAUAUUCCAUAAUAUCCUGGCAGCAAUGGACAGAGACUGGAAUGAUCGCGUUAUCAACCAUUCUUAUUCCAUCAUGAUGUCACACGCAACUAAAUCGCGUCGUUGCUCCGUCGUGCUCAUCGGUAACCACAUUUUAGCUGGUUUUGUCUUAACAAUCGUCGCUUACAUUUUCCGCCCGCGGAGCAAUGCUGGCGGCGAGGUUUCUCGAGAAUUCCCAAUGAAAAUGGAGUUCACUUUUGCGGUCCUAGAAUCUCCGCUUUUCGAAUGCAUUCUCGCCGUCCAAAUGUUUUACAUAUUGUCGCUGGCCUCUGUAGUUGGUAUGAUAAACGCGUUGCUUGCUACAUUGGUAAGUAUACGAUAAUUCAUUGUAAAUCCCUCUUUGCCAUUCUAGAUGCGAGGAAACUGCAAUUGCCAAUAAAAAUUCGCCUUUUUUAGUUUCCGUUUUGUGU